Messenger RNA from Penicillium chermesinum, 1860 nucleotides. RefSeq names its product stress-regulated transcription factor RPN4. The coding region runs from base 1 to 1860 and encodes 619 amino acids. Gene Ontology annotation, cellular component: nucleus. Lineage: Eukaryota; Fungi; Ascomycota; Eurotiomycetes; Eurotiales; Aspergillaceae. Gene Ontology annotation, biological process: regulation of transcription by RNA polymerase II. The record is from RefSeq and is a predicted model, not a curated record. The transcript has 3 exons.
AUGCUUAUGUAUACACGUAAGGAUCUCAUCACUGAUCCAUACAACCCGGAAGACAUCAUCAUACAAGACGAUCAGUUUCCACCUGAGUUCGCCGAGAACUCUCAGCAUUCGCCUCUCCGCCCUCUUCCGCUCCUUCCUCACCCACCUUUUCCUCGCCAACCUUCUCCAACCCCUACCCACCCACCUCGGUGGACAAUCAGCUCUUACGGGGCUCCUUCGAUGACACCCGCGUCUUCCUACAACCCAUCCAUGGACGUUCAGAGCUCUGCUUCACCCUCAUCACAAUAUCUCGGCCAAUACCCGCAAUACUAUACCCCAAUGUUGACCCAACAACCCGUGGCUCCCAACCAAGCUUGGGACAAUAACUUGCAACUUCUGAGCCCCGCUCGCAUUCCGUUCCCCUCCAAGGCCUCACCAUCCGGCUCAUCACAUCGUCGCUCAGACAGCUCCAACAAGCCUCUGCCUACCCCAGUGCAGACCCCCGUCCAGAACUCAUUCCUGGCCGCACCCUUCCAGAACUACGACCCGUCUCAGGACGCCAGCAGUGUGGAGGCGGAGUCAGCCAUGAGAAGGGCUAUCAUGGACCAAACGAAACAAUCGCCCCAACAGCAACAACAGAACGAGCACUCGCACUCUCUUGCUCCUUCGGUUUCUACGUUGAGCCACAAUUCGCCAGUCACCCCCCAGACUAGCUUGGACGAGAUUGACGAUCUGUCCAAGAUGACGAAUGGUGAGACCCAGCGCUUUAAUCCAACUUGGUGGAUGGACGAGUACUUACCCAGCGACGUGUCUUCAGAAUAUGCCAACGGCAAUGGAAAUGGAAUGGGCAUUGGAGUCCCUAAGCUCGAUCGUACUAUCUCAGAUAUCUAUCAGGAUGAACUGUUUAACCCGACUGUGAUGGCUGCUCCACAGAUGUCAAAGCCCAUGAGUCAAAACCUCAUGGUUCCCCGCAACAUGAUGGCCGAUCGCAUCCAAGCCGCCAGCCAGGGACACCUCUCUGCUCGGUCUCAGUCGCCAGUAUCCGGUCUCAAGCGCGAACGAUCCCCAUUUCGCCAAAGCUCCGAGUACGCGAACUUCCAUCCGCACAUGGCUACCAGUGUUCCGAUGGCACAGAAUGGUAUGAAUGCGGCAUCCUCCAACCAGUCCGACUUGAAGACCAUGUCUCCCAAGGACGCCUCCGACUUCAACCUCGGGGAUGUUCUCGGCCUUCGCCGAGACAGCGGCACAAUGCGCCAGGCGCAGCCUAUGGCUACGAUGGACACCUUCCCUUCUCACUACGCUCCGGUCUCGCAGGCUCCUUACGGAUUGGCUCAGCAACUCCAGCGAUCGCAGCAGAGCUACUUGCAGCAGCCCGAUGUUCUCUCUGGAAUGCCCUCUAACGAGGUACGCGCUUCAGUGGAGGUGUCACCACGUCUGCAGGCGGAGACUCCCACUCUCUCGCGUCCCAGAAACACUUCUUCAGAUACCGGUACCUACACCUGCACCUACCAUGGCUGCACUCAUCGUUUCGAGUCUCCAUCGAAGCUCCAGCGCCACAAGCGGGAGGCUCAUCGCCAGACAUCGCCCGGGGGUCACUUGGUUGCCCGCGAUACUUCAAUGCGCAAUUCCCAGGCCGGCCCGCACCGAUGCGAGCGUAUCAACCCGUCUACUGGCAAGCCUUGCAACUCGAUCUUCUCCCGCCCUUACGAUUUGACCCGUCAUGAAGAUACUAUCCACAAUGCGCGCAAGCAAAAGGUGCGGUGUCAUCUCUGUACCGAGGAGAAGACGUUUAGCCGCAACGACGCCCUUACCCGACACAUGCGUGUUGUGCACCCCGAAGUGGACUGGCCUGGCAAGCAGCGUCGCCGGGGAAGAGACUAA